AUGUUGCCACUACGCGCGUCGCUUGCCUGCCGGCGGCUCCCGCGCCGCCUCUCGGCACCUCCGCUCGAGGCCUUCAACACCUCGCGCCGCCUCUCGACGCUCUCUGCUGAUCACACGCCGGCGCCCGAGUUUGACCUGGCCGCCAUCCGGUCCGAGCUGGCGGUGGAGCACGAGCACUCGGCGGGCAGCGAGUGCCGGUGGGACGACGCGUCGGCACCGUGGCACUGGCUCGAUCGCGAGAUGUCUAGCAACAUGGCGGGCGAGACCGGCGCCGUCUGCAUCUACGACGGCGCCGCGGCGGCCCUGUCGCUCCGAGGCACCGCAUCCGCCGAGACGCUGCGUUUCGUUGAUGAGCACCGGGCGGCAGAGAGGCGGCACCUCGAGCUGAUCGAGUGCCUCCUCCCUCCACACAAGCACACGCGGCUGCUGCCGAUGUGGCGUGCGGCAGGCUUUGCCCUCGGGUUUGCUCCCGCGCUCGUCUCGGACCGCGCGCUCUUCAAGACGGUCGAGGCAGUCGAGACGUUUGUCGAAGAGCACUACGGCGAGCAGAUCGGGCCGCUGAAGGUGCACGGCCGCUGCCCGCAGCUGGUGGCGCUGCUCGAGCACUGCUGCGCCGACGAGGCGCGCGCCGGAAAUGAGCGCUACGUAGAGCGCGAGGACAACGACCUCUGA
This is a messenger RNA of Emiliania huxleyi CCMP1516, 672 nucleotides long. RefSeq lists its product as hypothetical. Lineage: Eukaryota; Haptophyta; Isochrysidales; Noelaerhabdaceae. Gene Ontology annotation, molecular function: 3-demethoxyubiquinol 3-hydroxylase activity. The transcript has a single exon. Bases 1 to 672 code for a protein of 223 amino acids. The record is from RefSeq and is a predicted model, not a curated record. Gene Ontology annotation, cellular component: mitochondrial inner membrane. Gene Ontology annotation, biological process: ubiquinone biosynthetic process.